CCUUGCUAGCGGUGCUAGUGCCGGGCUUCGAACAGCCAUCGCGCGAGCCAAAACCUCCUUUGUUCGUCCCUACAGACCCACCACCUCACGCCUCCGCCGCACCGGCUGCGUGCUGCACCGCUUUCACCACCACGCCCCUUGGCUCUUCAUCGGCUUCCCUUUCGACUCUUGCGCUUCCGCCGUCGUUUGCUCGUGUAUCUCGGCGUCCGCCAUCCGGUCUUUCCUCGCCCUCCAACCGCCAGCGCCUUACUGCCCUGUCGGCGAAUGCAUGAUCCCUCCAGCUUCCUCCGCAUCCCUGUAGUCGACCUUCCACGGAUGCACCACAUGCCCAUGGUCUAGACUGCGACUUUUGCCUUCGUCGAACCUGCAACCACGUCGCAAGACGUCCGCCGAGAUGCCUUCCAGCGAGACGACAGCCGCGCUGGCUGCCAUCCUGUCGAACAUCGCCAAAUCACAUGAUCCGCGACAAUCAGCCUCAUUCAAGGCUCAGAUUGCUGUCAAUGGCAGCCCGCUACCGCAGCCUGUCCUCCCGGGCGAGCCGUCGCCCGAGAAGGAGACCCUCGAACGUGAAUUAGCGGCCCUGAUAGCCCGCGUCAGCUAUCUGGAGUCUCGCGCUGCUAAUUCGAGUGCGUUCCCAAUGACUCCCUCCGAGCCAGGCUUACCACCAGUAUACCCCACAGAUGCGCUGCACGACCCUCCCAGAACCACCUCGAUACCCUCGACGCGACGUGUGUCGGCCGCACGAGACUCAAGAACAAAAUGGAUGAACGAGUGGCUGGCCGAGGAGCCGACCGCGGGUGCUCCUCUGUCCCCACAGCUCACAGAGGAGCAGCUGAGCUACAUCAAGGAGCAUCUCAACAGGCAAUCGGACCAGUUGCGUACCCAACGCGAGCAGAUCGACGAUUUGAGCGCCCAGAUCUCGACUCAGAAGCAGGCGCACGACAACUCGUUCGCGCACAGCAUCGAGGACAUCGGCGCCCUGAAGCGAGAGUUGGUCAAGCAUCAACAGGCAAACCUAGCGUUCCAAAAGGCUCUACGGGAGAUUGGCACCAUCAUCACUGCCGUCGCCAACGGCGACCUAGGCAAGAAGGUUCUCAUCCACGCAAAGGAGCUUGAUCCGGAAAUCGCAACGUUCAAGAAGACCACCAAUCGCAUGAUCGAUCAGCUACAGGAGUUCGCUUCGCAGGUCACACGCUUGGCAAGGGAAGUUGGUACCGAAGGUCAACUCGGCGGUCAGGCGUAUGUGCCGGACGUGAAGGGCAUCUGGGCCGAACUUACCGACAACGUGAACUUGAUGGCUGAAAAUCUCACGAACCAAGUCCGAGAAAUCGCUCAAGUGACUACAGCCGUCGCGCACGGAGACCUGAGCAAAAAGAUCGAACGUCCCGCCAAAGGCGAAAUCUUAGAGCUCCAGCAAACGAUCAACACCAUGGUUGAGCAGCUUCGGUCGUUUGCCACAGAGGUCACUCGAGUGGCUCGCGACGUCGGCACGGAAGGUGUGCUCGGAGGGCAGGCUCAAGUUGCCGGGGUGCAAGGCAUGUGGGAAGAUUUGACCAUCAGUGUGAACGCCAUGGCAAUGAAUCUUACCACGCAAGUCCGCGACAUAGCUGAGGUCACGACGGCCGUUGCAAGAGGAGACCUUCAGCACAAGGUGCAGGCGGACUGCAAAGGCGAGAUUCUGGAGCUGAAGACGACGAUCAAUUCUAUGGUUGAUCGACUCCAACAGUUCGCGCAAGAAGUCACAAAGAUUGCUCGCGAGGUCGGCACCGAGGGCAAGCUGGGCGGGCAAGCUACGGUCCAUGGCGUGGAGGGCACCUGGGCAGAUCUGACAGACUCUGUCAAUCGCUUGUCCAUGAACCUGACCACGCAGGUGCGGGAGAUUGCUAUGGUCACCACGGCCGUGGCCAACGGUGAUCUUACAAAGAAGGUGCAAGCGGACGUCCAGGGCGAGAUUUUGACGCUAAAGAACACUAUCAAUACCAUGGUGGACCGACUGAAUGCUUUCGCCUUCGAAGUGAGCAAGGUCGCAAGAGAGGUCGGCACCGAGGGUAUACUUGGCGGGCAAGCAGAAGUGGAACAGGUCUCCGGAAAGUGGAAAGACCUCACAGACAACGUCAACACCAUGGCACAAAAUCUCACGACGCAGGUGCGAAGUAUAUCGGACGUCACACAAGCCAUUGCAAGAGGAGAUAUGUCAAGACGAGUCGAAGUGCAUGCGCGUGGCGAGAUCGCUUUGCUGAAAGACACCAUUAAUGACAUGGUUGCCAGGUUAGACGACUGGUCAUUGUCUGUAAAACGUGUGGCAAGGGAAGUCGGCGUAGAAGGCAAGAUGGGCGGGCAAGCAGACGUCGACGGCAUCGCAGGACGUUGGCGCGAGAUCACCGUGUCCGUCAACACCAUGGCCCAGAACCUGACCGCGCAAGUGCGAGCCUUCGGCGAGAUCACGACGAUGGCCAUGGAGGGCAAGUUCACGUCGAUUCAGGUAGAGGCAUCAGGUGAAAUGGGCGAGUUGAAGGGAAAGAUCAAUAGCAUGAUAUCCAAUCUGCGAGACAGUAUAGAGAAGAACACCCAAGCAAGAGAAGCGGCCGAAUUGGCGAACAAGACGAAAUCAGAGUUCCUCGCGAACAUGAGCCACGAAAUCCGAACACCUAUGAACGGAAUCAUCGGUAUGAGCCAGCUCGCACUAGACACGGAGCUUUCGAGCUAUCAGCGAGAGAUGGUCACCAUUGUUCACAACUUGUCCAACCAGCUGCUGACGAUCAUCGACGACAUUCUUGACAUCUCAAAGAUCGAAGCGAAUCGCAUGGUCAUGGAGGAGAUACCAUUUUCACUUAGAGGCACUGUUUUCAACGCGUUGAAGUCUUUGACCACAAGGGCGAACGAUAGAAAUCUGGAUCUUGCCUACGCUGUCGAACAACACGUCCCGGACUUUGUUGUCGGUGAUUCAUUCCGACUACGCCAAAUCAUCCUCAACCUGGUUGGAAACGCUAUAAAGUUCACAGAGCACGGUGUCGUGCAGGUCCGAAUCAAGUCGGAGCAGACUGAGUCUUGCAGGCCAGAUGAGUACAUGAUCCAAUUCGCCGUCAUGGACACGGGCAUCGGCAUCAAGGCCGAUAAGCUCAGCCUGAUCUUUGAUACGUUCCAGCAAGCCGACGGGUCCACAACACGACGGUUUGGCGGUACCGGUCUCGGUUUGUCAAUCUCACGACGCCUCGUGAAUCUUAUGAACGGCGAGAUGUGGGUUGAAUCUGAGUAUGGUGUAGGCAGCACGUUCAACUUUACAUGCAAAGUCCGUUUGGCAGAUCCAGACUUGUCCAUAAUUGCGCCACAGCUAGCAGCAUACAGGAAACGACCCGUUCUAUUCGUCGAUCGCAACAAAACAGGCUUCAGCCGAGAGGUCAUGGAGGGUCUACAGGCGCUGCAGCUCCUUCCCGACAGAAUUGCACCGGAUGAAGAACUUCCCGGUGCCGACGCGCCCUCGCGACAGGUCUAUGACUGCAUCAUUAUCGACUGCAAUGAUACCGCCCAGCAACUACGCGAGUCGGAGCGAUACAAAUACACACCACUCGUCAUGCUCACACCCAACAUUUCCGUGAGCUUCAAGAAUGCUCUUGAGGAUGGAAUAUCAAGCUACAUGAGCACUCCCUGCUUGCCUAUUGAUCUUGGGAACGCCCUCAUUCCGGCUUUGGAAGGACGUGCUGCACCACCCGUUUCGAAGAAUUCGAAGUCGCUCAAGAUCUUGCUUGCCGAGGACAACGCUGUGAACCAAAGAUUGGCCGUCAAGAUUUUGGAGAAGUACAAUCAUAAGGUCACAGUGGCCAACAACGGUCUUGAAGCGUUUGAGAAGGUCAAGUUGGAUCGAUACGACGUCAUUCUUAUGGACGUCCAAAUGCCGAUCAUGGGCGGCUUUGAAGCAACGGCAAAUAUCCGUGAAUGGGAACAGGAGAAUGGUGUUCCACGCACGCCCAUCAUUGCAUUGACGGCACAUGCCAUGGUCGGUGAUAGGGAGAAAUGUAUACAAGCUCAGAUGGACGAGUACCUCUCUAAGCCGCUGAAGCAGAACCAGUUGAUUCAAACCAUCCUCAAAUGCUCAACACUCGGGGGGGCUUUGCUUGAGCAGAGUAACAUUAGCACUACCGAAUCCGAAGACAGCAACGCUCUCAGCCUUUCUGGCUCACAACAAGCUCCCAAACGACCCGGACUUGACGUAAGGUCAACGACGGAGUUCGGCCCAGCGAGUCCCAGCAUUGUGACCGUUGAUCAAGCUGAUCCAUUCAACGCUCAGCUUUUGAUGAGAUCACAUAGCGGCUAGCCCAGAUAGAUGCAGACACGUGACGGAGCCAUCUAACACGUGAUCUACAAAACGUACGAGCAAGAGGUCUUCUCCCUCUUCUCUCGCUAGAUGCAAUUACGAAUGGCGGCACGUUGUAUACCCUUCUGAAUGGCCGCCAACGGCGCAAUCGGGGGAACAUGUGGCGAUGGCACGAUUCUGUUUUGAACUCACUCAUGGAGCGGCAUGGUCGCAGGGACCACGCCCCUUCCUAUUCUUCUCGACUGCCAUAUUAGGUCCAGAAACGUUCUCGAGCGUGGUGAACGGGCGUUGAUUUCCCUGAUUUCCUUAUGAGCGACAUGCUUCACACUUUCAGGUGGUAUUUGGUCAUGACUGCAAGGUUUUCUCUGUACGGCACAGCGAGUGCCUUCUAGGCUUUCAUGUAUACUCUUUGUAGCCAGUUUUGUCAACAUCAUGAAUACAUGUAGACUCAGGCCGCGGCACUGAGAUCACGAGACCAAAAAAAAAAACUCUCGGAUUCUUCUUAUUAUUAAGUUCUGCUUUACAAUAUCAGGGCAAGAUCAUCAUCCGUCCUCCAAAUUCACCUACCA
Verruconis gallopava is the source of this 4881-nucleotide messenger RNA. RefSeq lists its product as uncharacterized. Gene Ontology annotation, biological process: phosphorylation; phosphorelay signal transduction system; cellular hyperosmotic response. Gene Ontology annotation, molecular function: phosphorelay sensor kinase activity. The record is from RefSeq and is a predicted model, not a curated record. Gene Ontology annotation, cellular component: membrane. Lineage: Eukaryota; Fungi; Ascomycota; Dothideomycetes; Venturiales; Sympoventuriaceae. The transcript is spliced from 5 exons. The coding region runs from base 395 to 4312 and encodes 1305 amino acids.